Messenger RNA from Carlito syrichta (Philippine tarsier), 1869 nucleotides. RefSeq names its product tweety family member 1 (gene TTYH1). Gene Ontology annotation, molecular function: intracellularly calcium-gated chloride channel activity; volume-sensitive chloride channel activity. The record is from RefSeq and is a predicted model, not a curated record. The transcript has 14 exons. NCBI's taxonomy places the organism in Eukaryota, Metazoa, Chordata, Mammalia, Primates, Tarsiidae. Bases 4 to 1356 code for a protein of 450 amino acids. Gene Ontology annotation, cellular component: plasma membrane; smooth endoplasmic reticulum membrane.
GCCAUGGGGGCGCCCCCGGGCUACCGGCCCUCGGCUUGGGUUCACCUCCUGCACCAGCUGCCCCGCGCCGACUUCCAGCUCCGCCCGGUGCCUAGCGGUUUUGCGCCCCGAGAGCAGGAAUACCAGCAGGCCCUGUUGCUGCUGGCGGCCUUGGCGGGCCUGGGCCUGGGUCUGAGCCUCAUUGUCAUCGCUGUCUACCUCAUCCGCUUCUGCUGCUGCCGGGCCCCCGAGCUCCCCGGGUCCAAGAGCCCCUCGCCAGGAGGAGGCUGUGUCACCUGGAGCUGCAUUGCCGCCCUUCUCGUCGGCUGCGCCGGCAUUGGCAUCGGUUUCUAUGGCAACAGCGAGACCAGCGACGGGGUGUCCCAGCUCAGCUCGGCCCUGCUGCACGCCAACCACACGCUCAGCGCCAUUGACCACCUGGUGUUGGAGACAGUGGAGAGGCUGGGUGAGGCGGUGAGGACAGAGCUGACCACCCUGGAGGAGGUGCUUGAGCAGCGGACGGAGCUGGUGGCUGCUGCACGUGGGGCUCGACGGCAGGCGGAGGCUGUGGCCCAGCAGCUGCAGGGGCUGGCCUUCUGGCAGGGAGUGCCCCUGAGCCCCUUGCAGGUGGCCGAAGAUGUGUCCUUUGUGGAGGAGUACAGGUGGCUGGCCUACGUCCUCCUGCUGCUCCUGGAACUUCUGGUGUGCCUCUUCACCCUCCUGGGCCUGGCCAAGCAGAGCAAGUGGCUAGUGAUUGUGAUGACAGUGAUGAGUCUCCUGGUUCUCAUCCUGAGCUGGGGCUCCAUGGGCCUGGAGGCAGCUGCAGCUGUGGCCCUCAGUGACUUCUGCUCCAAUCCGGACACUUACAUCCUGAACUUGACCCAGGAGGAGACCGGGCUCAGCUCAGACAUCCUGAACUAUUAUUUCCUCUGCAACCAGGCCGUCUCCAACCCUUUUCAACAGAGGCUGACUGUGUCCCAGAGAGCUCUGGCCAGCAUUCACUCCCAGCUGCAGGGCCUCGAGCGGGAAGCUGCCCCUCAGUUCCCCUCAGCGCAGAAGCCUCUGUUGUCCUUGGAGGAGACGCUGAAUGUGACAGAAGGAAACUUCCACCAGUUGGUGGCACUGCUGCAUUGCCGUGGCCUGCACAAGGACUAUGGUGCGGCCCUGCGGGGCCUGUGCGAAGACGCCCUGGAAGGCCUGCUCUUCCUGCUGCUCUUCUCCCUGCUGUCCGCGGGGGCCCUGGCCACCGCCCUGUGCAGCCUGCCCCGCGCCUGGGCCCUCUUCCCGCCCAGUGACGACUACGACGACACAGACGAUGACGACCCUUUCAACCCUCAGGAAUCCAAGCGCUUUGUGCAAUGGCAGUCGUCUAUCUGAGCCCCUCCUCCCUGCCAGACUGGAGCCCGUGUCCCCUCCUCGUUCCUUCCCUGGCUGCCAGAGGAGACCCCACUAACGCGGCCUGCCUGGGCUCUGACCACUAACACUCCUAGACGCCAGGGGCGCUUCCUCCUGCAGCGUGUCAGCCCACAGCGUCUCCACAUAUCGCCAACCUGGGCUCCACCCACUAGAUGCCUGCACAGGACAGCCUGCCGCCCUGGCCCCCCGUGUCCCUGGACCCUAUGUCCCCAUCUCUGUCCUUGGCUCUGGCAGUAGCUGGGGGGACAGAUAAGGGACUAGGUCUGGCACGGGAGGUGGCAGACAGACAGCCCCGCACCCCUCAUCCCCAGCAACCAGUCCCAUCCUUGGAGGGACUAAGCUGGGGGUGGGGGAUCCGAGUGCCCCCUGCCACCCUGCCACGUCCCAGUGGGCUCUGGUCCCCUGAUCUCAACUUGUGGCACUAACUUGGAAAGGGGUUGGUUUCAAAUAAAAGGGAAGACUUUAUUUUACAAG